ACAUGGCUCGAGCACUGACAGCACCAGAUACAAAGCACCCAGAUGGAACAGUAGGGCACAGGCACAACAACAUGAGUGUUCUACAGCAACAUUGUGCUUUCUUUGACCAAGAUGACAAUGGAAUUGUUUAUCCUUGGGAAACAUUCGUAGGCCUCCGUGCGAUUGGCUUUAAUUUCAUUGCUUCUAUUAUCAUGGCUGUUGGAAUCAAUCUCGCUAUGAGUUAUCCCACUCUCCCUCACUGGUAUCCUUCUUUGCUGUUGCCAAUCUACAUACACAAUAUUCACAGAAUAAAGCAUGGGAGUGAUAGUGGAACUUAUGACACGGAAGGACGUUAUGUACCGGUAAAUCUUGAGAACAUUUUUAGCAAGUAUGCUCGUACAGUACCUGAUAAGCUCACACUUGGAGAGAUUUGGGACAUGACUGAGGGCAACCGAAAUGCAUUUGAUCCAUAUGGCUGGGCUGCUGCUAAAUUUGAAUGGGGGGUUCUGUAUGUUCUGGCAAGGGAUGAGGAUGGUUUCUUGUCCAAGGAGGCUGUGAGAAGAUGCUUCGAUGGCAGCUUAUUUGAAUACUGUGCUAAGAUGAAUUAUGGAUAUUAUGAUGAUGCUAAGACGAGUUGAAAUAUUUCUCUCUUGUAUGGUAUGAGAAUAAUCAUUGCUAAGUGAAAUUUCUUUGUUUGUUAAUACUGUUAGAAAGAUGUUUCAACAAUAAAGAAGCAGCAGCAUGUGACUAUAUUUGAUGUAAUUGAAGAAUUUCAAAUUUUAGUUGCAUUAAUUUGUAUCACUCCUUAUAAUAUAUAAUCUAUAUAGCGCAUAUAUUAUCUCCUUUUAUUUGUAAGGAAAAA
Molecule: messenger RNA, 841 nt
Organism: Arachis duranensis
Lineage: Eukaryota; Viridiplantae; Streptophyta; Magnoliopsida; Fabales; Fabaceae
Product: peroxygenase
Molecular function (GO): calcium ion binding; monooxygenase activity
Source: RefSeq, a predicted model, not a curated record